CACAUUCAUUGUUACAUUAUUCAUCUCCAUGAAGAGCAUGACGAUAAUUCCCGUUCUUUUCCUAUUCUCAUUGCUCUCAUCCAUUCCCCAUUAUUCCUAUGCUUCUGUGAAUGAUUUCUGUGUAGCAGACCUGAAGGGACCAGAUUCUCCUUCAGGCUAUAACUGCAAGCCCGUUAGUGCAGUAACCGCCGAUGACUUUGUGUAUUCCGGCUUAGUUGCCGGAGACACCAACAACACCUUCAAAGCUGCAUUAACCUCCGCAUUUGUCACCGAUUUUCCGGCCGUUAACGGGCUCGGAGUAUCGGCGGCAAGGUUAGACAUCGCGAAAGGAGGAUCGAUACCAAUGCAUACUCAUCCCGGCGCCACGGAGUUACUAAUCAUGGUGGAAGGCGAGAUAACUGCCGGGUUCAUGACACCAUUCGCACUGUAUUCGAAAACCUUGAAACCCGGAGAUGUUUUUGUUUUCCCACAAGGGCAGUUGCACUAUCAGGUGAAUUCUGGUAAGAAAAAAGCCACUGCUUUUCUUGCUUUCAGUAGUGCAAACCCUGGUGCUCAGCUUCUUGAUCUUCUUCUGUUUGGGAAUGCCUUAUCUUCUGACAUUGUGGCACAAACUACCUUCCUCGAUAUUGACCAAGUGAAGAAGCUUAAGGCUCGUUUUGGUGGAAAAAACUUGAAUAAGCAUAUGUCUAUGUAGAUAUAUGACUCCACUACUUCGUACUCCUAGUCUUUGUACCAAUGAUCUUGGAUCUUGUUAACGAUGAAUAAAUAUUAAAGUUCCCAUGCUGUUUACUAA
Arachis stenosperma is the source of this 793-nucleotide messenger RNA. Its product is annotated as auxin-binding protein ABP19b-like. Bases 29 to 694 code for a protein of 221 amino acids. Gene Ontology annotation, cellular component: cell wall. The transcript has a single exon. The record is from RefSeq and is a predicted model, not a curated record. Gene Ontology annotation, molecular function: manganese ion binding. Lineage: Eukaryota; Viridiplantae; Streptophyta; Magnoliopsida; Fabales; Fabaceae.